AUGUGGAGGGCUCUAUCAGGCUGGUCGGGUGCUAGACAGCCUGGGAACAGACAAGGCUCAGCUGCCGAAUCCCCAGCGCCCCCAUACGGUCCUUUACUGUUGGAGAUUGAUAAUACCGAACUUGAAAGAUCCGAGGAAUGCCCCCAAAUUACAUUCUGUGAGUAUGUCAGUUCAUACACAUGGCUAGGCCGAGCCACGCCAUCGAUUCUGGUACCCGAAAUCACUCUGCAAGGCGAACCGCCUAUUUGGAGCCCCGCAACUGAAGGCCGCCAGCUAAAACCGGAUCGGGGGGAGUACUUUCGCGACCCUAAUGCGGCCAGGUAUCCUUCUUAUCCUACUUUCGGAAACCUCGUCCGGUUCGCUCGAGGCGUGGACAAAGACUUCAGGUUCAUAAUGGAAACGGCUGGAGAUAGCGUAUGCUUCAUCCGAAGGGAGAAUUCGCCCACAGAUCUGAUCCCAGAUGUCCGUGGUUACGGUCAUACAUUCCUUGAUGAAUAUACAAUGUGGGGACCGGGACUUGCUGGUUCCGAAUCACACCAGCGAAUAAUCAAGUAUACCUUUGGAGGCCUAGACCUUCUCCUUCGAUUUGAAUCAGAUGGUUAUGUUCCAAAGCAGUCCCCGGAGAUGCCAUCCAGUAACCUACAGGCAAGCAGGGACAUCUCGACUGGGGAUGUAGACUCCGAUAUUGAUGGCUUGAUAGCAAGGCUUCAAGAAGACCACAGUCCUGAUCCUGUUGAACACCCCGGAAAACUUACGAUUCAGGAAGCUGGGCGACGGGUCGACCAGCGCGAUAUCAUUGAUAUUAAGACUCGGUCAAUGGUUGACUUCAAGACAAAGGCCAUCAAAAAAGAAAUUGAUAUGACCGACCUAACCCCUCGUCUGUGGGUAUCCCAGAUCCCGACCCUUAUCGUGGCCUAUCACAACCGCGGCCUGUUUGAGGAGAUCCGAGUACAGGACAUGCGAGACAUAAUCAUUCGGUGGGAACGAGAAAAUGAAGAAAUGCUGAGACGGGUGGCUUGGCUGCUCCACGAGCUGGUACAUUAUGCAAAAAGUUCAAUGACUAGUCUGGAAGUGUGUCGGUCUGGUGCAGGCCCUAUCCAAAUACGACGAGUCACGGGUGAUAGUCCUAUGGCUCUAGCGCCGGAAAUGAAAGCGAAGUUGACAGGAAGAGUCAGUCCGGACGUAUCCAACCACAGAUGCAUUUCAUCGUGUGACGAUAACUUUUCUGACCGACGGCUUGGCUUCGAUAGUUCAGAUCCGAAGUCUGAGUAUGAUGCGAGGGACUAG
Molecule: messenger RNA, 1287 nt
Organism: Aspergillus costaricaensis CBS 115574
Lineage: Eukaryota; Fungi; Ascomycota; Eurotiomycetes; Eurotiales; Aspergillaceae
Product: geranylgeranyl pyrophosphate synthetase
Exons: 4
Coding region: 1-1287 (428 amino acids)
Source: RefSeq, a predicted model, not a curated record